Messenger RNA from Pungitius pungitius (ninespine stickleback), 4453 nucleotides. It is a transcript of the gene tmem200a, whose product is annotated as transmembrane protein 200A. NCBI's taxonomy places the organism in Eukaryota, Metazoa, Chordata, Actinopteri, Perciformes, Gasterosteidae. Bases 283 to 1926 code for a protein of 547 amino acids. The transcript is spliced from 6 exons. The record is from RefSeq and is a predicted model, not a curated record.
UCCAGAUGACGGACAUAAAGACAUAAAGUCAACAACAGAGACACUUGAACUGUGCCCACCCUGUAUGGAGCUCAGCUGCUUCCUCGACUGCUGGAAGAUGGCUUUUUUCUUCCCCCCAGGGUGCAGGAUAAGCUCCCCCCCAUGCCAGAGGGCACUGUGGCAGUGACACAUCCGGGUCUUUACAAAGAGCGCCGUGGCCUCGGCUCACUGUACGAAGGGAGACGGGAUGGAUCUCCACCUCAGAGGCCUCUCCUUGUGACGCGUCAGACGGAGAGGUGAAGUAUGACCGCAGCAGCAGGUGUGCUGACCGGCUUGGCCAAGCUCAAACGCCAAGACUCGGCCCGCUCUCAGCACCGCCCCCCGUCCGCAGCACCCGGCCUGGGAAGCUCCGCCCCGGAAUCCGCCCCCAGAAAGCGGAAGCGGCGCACCGACGUGGUGGUGGUGCGCGGCAGGCUCCGCCUCUACUCGGCCUCCGGCUUCUUCCUCCUGCUGGGGUUGGUCAUCUUGGCCGCGGGGAUCGCCAUGGCGACGCUGGGUUACUGGCCGCACAGAGCGCCGGCCGGAGGAGGAGGAGGAGGGGGAGGGCCGAGGGCGGCGGCCGAGGAGGAGGCCGCCCCGGACGAGGACGCGGCGGCCCCCGGCAGGAGUCGCGACGCGCAAGGUGCCAUCUCCAAGCGCACCGCCGGCGCCCUCACGCGCUUCCUGGAGCAGCAUCGGCACUCGGAGAGGAUGAAGAUGUUCGGGCCCUUCACCAUGGGCAUUGGGAUUUUCAUCUUCAUCUGCGCCAACGCCAUACUCCAUGAAAACAGGGACAGGGAAACCAAGAUUAUCCACAUGCGAGACAUGUACUCCACCGUCAUCGACAUCCAUCGCCUGCGGCGGAGGGAGCAGAAGCAGCAGCACCUGCGCGACAGCGCCUACGCCAGAGAAGUCGGGGAGCUCCGGGCUGAAAGCGCGGCCCGGCUGGCGUUCUCCUCUCGGGCCGGAGAGGAAGGGUCCGCGCAGGAGGAGGAGGAGGAGGCGGAGGAGGAGGCGGUGCUGUUAGGAGGGGACGAGGAGUUCCGGGCACGGGGCGGGCAGGCUCGGCUGGAUUGCAGCUUCGCGGGGCUGCUGGCGCCCCUCUACAAGGACCGCCCCCUGAGGGGGGGGGCCCGCCCGGACCCGGCGCGCCACCAGUGGUCCGUGGAGGGCGACCGGGAGAAGGGAGGACACCACGCGCGCUCCAUCGUCUCCUCCUCCAUCUCUGCGUUCACCCUGCCCGUCAUAAAACUCAACAACUGCGUCAUCGACGAGCCGGAGAUGGAGGCGAUCACCGAGGAGGAGAGGGGGGGUGGGGGGGGGCGCCGGGACGGAGGCAGGUCGCAGCCACCCAGCUCCGCGGAGUCGCUGGUGGUUCCCGCGGCGUCCGUCGCCAAGGCCUCCAAGCCGCCGGCCCUGCACCGCAGCAACUCCGCCUCCUCUUCCUCCCACUGCUCCUCCGUCUCCUCCUGCUCCCUCUCGCCGGCUCCCUCCUCCACCUCGGGCUGCUGGCUCUCCCCGGGGGCGGCGAGGAGCGACUUCGGCUCCAACUCCUCCCUGCACAUGCUCGGCAGCCACUCCAAGUCCCUGGACCUGGAGCGCAGGCCCAGCGUGCUCAGCGUGCACCCGGAGCAGCGGAAGCACCCCAGCUGGCCCCGCCUCGACCGUAGCAACAGUACCCAUAGCAACGGCGGCCACCGGGGCAGCAGCAAGGGCUACAAGCGGCUGGAGGACAGGGAGGAGCAAGGGGAGCGGCUGCUGGAUGCGGCGGCCGCGGCGGCGAGGCGGGAAUACAGCCGGCGGGAGAAGCUGCUGAUGAUUUCCAGGUCGCACAACAAUCUGAGCUUCGAGCGCGACGAGUUCAACAGCGGCGCCCUGAAGAGGGGCAGCUCGGAGACGCGGUUCUGAAGAAGGUUCGAGGGCAGCCGUGGAAAGGACUCGAGGAAAGCGCCGUUUCCAAGACACUGUUUCUGAGCGGCGGGAUUGAGAUUGGUAAAAAAAAGAAAGAAAGAAAAAAGGACCUUCAAAGGUUCAGGCCUCAGGCCAGUAAAGAGCUGAAUGCUCACUGCAGGUGCUGCAUCCGACCCUGACCUGUGACCUCUGUGGACGGUGCUACAGGGAUCAAUAAAAACACAAAUCACACCACAACACGCGUGUACUUCCGACAGGAUCUUGAGAUGAUGAAAAACGGGCUUUUUUUUAUUCCAGCAGCACAAUAAGGACACACUGGGAGCGCUUUGAGCAGGUUUCUUCCUCAGUGGGGAGCGGCGACACAAAAGGCCAAUUUAUUAUAACCAGGUCCAGGCACAUCCUGAGAAAUGAUAUAUUUAUGUAUAUAUUUAUUUUGUUUUAUAUAAUAGCGUGGUGCGGCAUAGCGACGAGGCUCUGAAGUUCAAAAUAUAGUGUGUGUGUGUGUGUGUGUGUUAGCUCUGCUUGAGUUCAAAUGUAAAAUGUCCUUUUAUCACCUGUGAUUCCUUUCAACCCGCCAAAAGCCCGACAUUAAUCACGUCUGAGGCAUUUCUAAAAGAUGAAUUAAUUAAUUAAAAAAAUGGAUUAAGAGAAGUGCCAUUGAUUAGUUUUAGGUCCGUAACAUUUGCACUUUUGCAAGUUAUUGUAAAAGGGAGUGAUUUAAGUCCAUUGCAGGCGAGCCAACAGUUAGUCACCAUGGACACAUUUAUCUUGUGCUGUCUGAGGAUCGCAUUGAUUUUUUAUUUUUUUUUGGUCUGCCACAGCUGAAAUUUAUUGUGCUUUUCUGUAAGUCUCACAAUGACAAAAAAAACGCACAACGUCCUGUUGAGGAGAAGUGCCACUCUGCCGGCUCGGUUCACUUUGUCUCCGCGCCUCAAAUGAAGUGUGUAGAAUGCAAACAAAAAGCUACGAUCUACAGAAUGGGAGCAUCCACAUAGACCCGCGUAGGCCCACAAUGCAAUGCGCUGGAAUUGUACGGCGUUUGGUCACAGCGGUGCAAAAUGGGGAUAAAACGGAAACGUUUCUCGCUUCUGAGAUCUCGCUGCGUGAGAAGAGAACGUUUCUUCAUUCCCACCUUCUGAUUGGUUUAAGUAUCACAAGCGUCCGUCAUGCAGUGAAGGGAGCAGCCUCUGACACAUCGCAGCCCUUUUUAACUUUUCGCAUCGUAGAGGCAUAAUUUACACUGUUUUUGUCAGACUUUAAAAAGCAGUUUGAUUCUAUUUUGUCGUGCAACGUUUUACAUUUACAAUCGAUUCUCGAAAAAAGCUAAAUAUAAUCUUCAGGGGUCGGGGGGGGGGGGGGGGCACGACGCACCACUAAACACCAGUUGUAAACUGUAAAAAGGUUUGAUGAGUUGAUUUUGAUUAUAUUGUAAUAGAGGUGUUUUUUUGCUUCGAGAGCUUGUUUAAAGGUGAACGUCUGGCUGAGCACACCGCAAAUAAAAUGAACAGUUUCAUACUUAAUGCCGCUCACUGCAUCUGUAUUUAGAAGAGAGGGUUUUUAACACGGCCUGUCAAUCAAGCACCAAAAAGGAGAUGUCAUUUCCUUUUUUUUUGUAAAAAUAUAAACUAUGUUGCUCUUUGCAUACGACAUCUGCUGGGGCAAUGUUCACCAGGUGAUGCCGAUGGCAGGUUUUUGAGUUAAAGGGAGUUCAGUGUGAAGGAACCAGACCUCCUCAUUAACCGGCUCCCAGACGAACGAAACAAAUAAAUAGUAUUUUCACUGAGAGGAGUUUUGUCCCGAGUGUGUUUAACCACCACUGAGACCCGGGCGAUGAUUCACACACACAGGAGCGCUGUUCAGGGGUCAGUACAUGCGCGCGCACACACACACACACACACACACACACGCCGUCUGACAUCACACCUAAAACACUCCAAGCACAUGAUUAAUUCCUCUUUUUUUCCCUUUCUUUCUUUUUUCUUUGUCCCCUGGAUCCAAAACAAUAAUGAAAGGUCUGUCAAUGAUCGCAUGCUCCACAGCUGUGUGCGAACAACACACACACACACACACACGAGGACCGAGUGUGUUAUUAACGUCACACCACAAAUGCAUGUUCCUCCUCAAAUGCAAACGCAUCCAAAAGAGGCUGCGGACGCCGCCUCAUCCUCCGUGUAUCUGACGGCACGGAAGGUCAUGUAUAUUUCAUAAGUGACCCCUUCGGAGAUGAAGGACACUGAGAUCGCUCUUCAGUGAGACUUCAAUGUCAACAUGAGAAAUAUUGACCUCCAGUCUCUCCUGUGAGGCCAUUCACAUGCCCUUCUUUUUUUUUUUUUUUUUUUACCCCCCAGUGCUUCGUCACGGCACAAAAAGCACCACGUCACUACAUUUCGGUCGUCACGGCAGAUGGGCGAGUGACGUGAGCACUUCAAAGGCUUCCCAGCGAUCCAUGCGUGAAGUGAACGCGGGAGGCCUCUUUGUGGCCCUCCGAGGCUUCGGGCGGGUGGCGCGGCCGCAUCUCGGGGUU